Messenger RNA from Cyclocybe aegerita, 912 nucleotides. The record is from the annotation of a GenBank genome assembly. NCBI's taxonomy places the organism in Eukaryota, Fungi, Basidiomycota, Agaricomycetes, Agaricales, Hemipholiotaceae.
AUGCCACCUCUCCCUCCAUUCUCACUUCCUCUCCCGGCGAGAGACCCCCCUCUUGGAUAUGGCUGGGAAGCACGGGAUGUAUCGGCCUUGUCGACGACCACUGCGUUCGACACCGGAAUAGAUCAACGGGACGUAUUCCUCGGACGGCCGCGAUGCAUCGUCUGUGGGAUGGAUGUGCGGACGAUUCUACAGCACUGCCAUAUCAUCCCGGUAUCGGAGGACGAAACUUGGCGCGACCUCAAGAGACGACGUUGGCUGCCGUCGCAGGCCAAAGAUCGUCCCAGACAUGAACCCCGCGACGGCAUGCUCAUGUGCCGAAACUGUCACAGUUCUUUCAAUUCAUACCAUUUCUUUAUCCGCUUUCUCCCCGAUAGUCGCAAGUUUGUAUUCGUUAACUACUCCGAGGAAGGAUAUUUUCAGCCUUUCCACGGCAAAGCUGUCGCCCUUGACCUCAAGGAUCGCUAUGCGCCAUUCCCAGCACUGUUCAUCAUCCACGAAAUGCGUGUCCGUGGGUUCCACCCCUUCAAACCGACCGCGCCAACCAUGCCCGAUAUCAUCUCCUGGCAAGACUGGAUUCUGUCGGGCGGCGUGCUCAAUAGCGUCUCAGAUUCUUUUAGACGUGACCUUCCGCCCGGAGACGAUGUCGACGAUGUGCAGCCACUGCCUCAGCUUCAAUCUACGAUGUCUGCAGGGAACACGGGCAGCGAGUCGUCUGGUGGACACACUCUAGCGCUGAAUGAAGAUGUCAUUGCUCAAAUUCUCGAGGCGACGUGGGCUUCGCCGUCGUGGAAGGCCUGUCAGAUGGAAGGCACAAGCUGGGAUGGGACUGCGGAAGAGAAUAUGCAGAAAUAUGUCUCCUCUAUUGGUGUAGAAGACUCGGUUCGUGAUCCACAACCUUCACUGUUGACCUGA